AUGGCAAAGGCCGGUGGUGCCGCUGCGCGGCUCAUGCAAGAAUUGCAGCAACUACAGAAGGAGAAGUGGUUGAACGUUGACCUUAUCCGAGAUAACAUCUUUCGUUGGGAUAUCGGCCUGAUCGUUCUUAACCAGGAUAGCGCCUUCAAGAAUGGGUACCUCAAGACUGAAAUGACGUUUAGCGAAGAGUAUCCCUACGCUCCUCCGACGUUCCGCUUCCAGAUUCCCAUCUACCACCCCAAUGUGUACCCUGAUGGCCGGGUCUGCAUCUCAAUCCUGCACCAGCCUGGUGAGGAUCUCAUGUCUGGUGAGGCUGCAAGUGAGCGCUGGUCGCCCCUGCAAGGUGUCGAGUCCGUGCUACGGUCUGUCCUGCUCCUUCUUGAUGACCCCGAGAUCAACUCGCCCGCCCAUGUUGAUGCCGGCGUAAUGUACCGCGACCAUCGUGCCGAGUACAACAAGAAGGCUGCCGAGUGCGUUGAAAGAUCCAAGAAGGAUAUCCCUGAAGGCUUUGUCAUGCCGACCAAUAUCGUAGAAGCACCUCCGACCGUCAAGGAUGCGGAUGACGACUUUUGGAACGAGGAUGACGACCUAGAGGACUUUGACUUUGGUUCCGGCACGGAUGAGGAGUUGCAGGAAGAUGACGAGGAGGAGGAGAAUGGCAGCGACGACGAGGAGUCCUAG
Messenger RNA from Pestalotiopsis fici W106-1, 681 nucleotides. RefSeq lists its product as uncharacterized. Bases 1 to 681 code for a protein of 226 amino acids. The transcript is spliced from 2 exons. Gene Ontology annotation, biological process: proteasome-mediated ubiquitin-dependent protein catabolic process; protein polyubiquitination. Gene Ontology annotation, molecular function: ubiquitin conjugating enzyme activity. The record is from RefSeq and is a predicted model, not a curated record. Lineage: Eukaryota; Fungi; Ascomycota; Sordariomycetes; Amphisphaeriales; Sporocadaceae.